Messenger RNA from Suillus clintonianus, 3646 nucleotides. RefSeq lists its product as uncharacterized. Gene Ontology annotation, molecular function: protein binding; double-stranded DNA binding; transcription coregulator activity. Gene Ontology annotation, biological process: regulation of transcription by RNA polymerase II. Gene Ontology annotation, cellular component: nucleus. The record is from RefSeq and is a predicted model, not a curated record. Bases 79 to 3549 code for a protein of 1156 amino acids. Lineage: Eukaryota; Fungi; Basidiomycota; Agaricomycetes; Boletales; Suillaceae. The transcript is spliced from 8 exons.
CAACUUUCCGAGAUACGGUAUCCCUUUCUAUCAACCUUACUGCGACUGCUCCGUGAACACGCUUUUCGCUCGCUAGCGAUGUCGAGGGCAACGGCAACGACCAUAGACUCUCGUUCUUCAUCGCCAGCAACGCCUGAAUCUUCCGACGGUCAUCAUCCUGUGACCCUACACCAUGACCAUAACUUAUCAGCUUGGUAUAAUUCAAUUCGUCCAAGGAAGACUAUAUCCGAAAUUGGUGUUUGGGACAACGAGUCUAUGCGUAGUGUCAUGAACAAGCCUGACAACGAGAGGAUGCUCCAGCUUGACGACCUAAUAGAUGAGCAUGCCUAUGAAGACUCGGCCUGUUCUGCCUCUGAAUCUUCCCCUGUUCUGCCUCAAGUCGUCCCAAACUGUUUGAAACCGGAAGCAAUCCAUUCGACAGGCGACAGCUGUGUAUCUGCUGCGCAAGCUCCUUUACCUGAGUCCGACUAUCUUGUUCCCUCCCAUAUGCAGACGCACUGUUCACCUGUAAUCCCUCCCCCUACCGUUCCUCCACGCAAAAGAGACCCUUCUACUGCUCCACAUCGAGUCGUUUUUCCUCCGCGGGAAUCUUGCUACAACCUUCCUAUUCUGACCCCCAAUAUCCCUGAAUAUGGCACAAAGUCUCGUGUAGAGACUCAAGUGCGCGUCACGUUGGACUUGGCACAUGCUAGCUCAUCGUCAGGAGAACCGUAUCUGUACGACAGGGUCGGUUCAUGGAAAUGGCUAAAACUUCCCCCAGGAACUUUCACCAAGAAGCGCACACGUCGGGAAGGGAAGAUAGACCCUUCUCCCUUGGAUAUGCUACACCUAACCACGACUGUGACUUGCGCUACGUCACCACACAAUCGCGUGCUUAGUUGCGGAAGCUGUAGAAACCGAGAGGCAAAGCGCGUGGCUAGGAAAAUCGCAGCUCGUGUCAGACCCGCCCGAUCUGGCUCAGAUACCCCAGAGGAUGGCAAUGAACGACCGAGAGGCACUAAGGAAGACACGACUAGUAUCAUUCAGUUCAACUGCCCCGAAGUCCUUGACUUCUCCACGGGGUCGGUCGUGCUUCCCGUCCGCAUCACAUGCUACUGCAGACAUCACCGUGAAAAGAUCGGUUUCAAUGUCCAUUUCACAAUGAUGGAUCAUACCGGACGCAUCGUCGGAUCGGGAACGACUCCUCCAAUUAUGAUUACGGAUGACCACAAGUCGACGACCAAGACAAUUUCUGCGUUCAACCCUCUCACUGAAACCGAAGUCGACUGGUCCCAGCUUGCACAGAACGGAGAAUUGGCGGACAAGCGUGCGCCCUCAAAACGCAAGGCAGCGAACGUGAAAGGUCAGCCAAAGAAGCGAGCAAAACCAUACGAUGCUACCAGCAGGAACAGCUCAGUGAAAUUCGUCAGAGAAGCCAGUUUCUCACCAUCUCAGCCUUCAACAGUGCCUAGUUCCCGGUCUCCCACACCCUCUCGCCCUCCAGUGCCCAUGCCGUCUUGCUCAUUAUCUCAAAUUGAAAAUGGCACUGUUCCUUCUGCAACUGUGUUUGGUGUCAAUGGGCUUCAACAGCCAGAAGACGCACAAGCUACUUUAUUCAUUUCAAAUUCAGUAAUAUCGCCAGUAUCAAGCUCCAUGUCAUCGCCUCUUAUUUCUCCUGUAUCGCCGUCCAUCCCACAACUCGUUUCACAGCCGACGCCAUUUCUUUUUUUCAACCCUAGAUCACCGCCUCCCAUUGCCUCACUUACUCUCCCCAAAAUCCACCGUCUUAUACCCGCGUCCGGUCCUACACAUGGCGGCAUUGAAGUGACUGUCCUUGGCGAGAAUUUCCACUCUGUUUUUCAACUCAACUGUGUCUUUGGAGACGUCCCCGCAAGCUCUACGCAACGUUGGAGCGACAAUACCUUGGUUUGUGUCCUACCCCCUCGAGCCUCUCCGGGUGUUGUCGCCGUUUGGUUUGAGGGCUUCGAGAAGACAAACGAUCCCUCGCUCCCCUCCCUCUUCACAUACACUGACGAGUCAGACAGGGCCCUAAUGGAGCUGGCCUUACAGGUUGUCGGACUCAAAAUGACAGGCAAGAUCGAAGACGCAAAGAACGUUGCCCUCCGUAUCGUCGGAAACGCAGGAAGUGAAGACUCUCCAACAUCCUCAGACGCUAACGACAUGAUGCACGUCGUUGCAUCCUCAUCUUAUCGCGAAAUACGGCCACUGCUCUUCGUCCGUUCAGACGAAGGAGAAAAUUUCGAGACCACGAUCGUCAAGUUCCUUUCCAUGAUAGAUGUCUCCGUCGACAACCAAUCGACUAUCGCCAUGAGCACUGCAGUUUCGCACGCUACGUCUAAUGGGCAGACACUUUUGCACCUCGCAUCGUUCUUGGGCUUUGCGGAGCUUACGAAAUUCCUGAUCGCACAUGAUAUCGACUUGGACGCGCGCGAUAGGAAUGGUUAUACGGCUCUUCAUUUUGCUGUGUUGUCUCUGUCCAAACCUUGUUUGCAGUUGCUGGUAGGGGCUGGAGCGGACUUGGAGAUCGUGAACGGUCUUGGGAAGACCCCGGAGGAUAUUGCCCCUGAAGGCUUCUUUGAUGAUAUCACCUCGCGAGGCUCGCCCAACGUGGAAACGGAAAUUCAAGAUGAUGAUGGUGAGAGUCAGUGGGGUGACGUAGAAAGUGAUGAGGGUGAAAUCAUCAUCGUCAAACGUCGACCAGCACGUACAUUCCAUCGACGCAUACAAGAUACCACGGAACAAACAAGCCUUGAAUCCCACCUGGACCAAAUACCGGAAUCGCCCAAUAAAGAUGCAGAUACCAAGAUGCCUCCUAAUGCAACGGAUGAGAAACAGACAGCGUCCUUUGUGGAUAUGAUCCAACGAACGCUUGCGCAACUGCAGCCUCAAGGUAUCAUGCCGAAUAUGCCCAACAUGCCCCAGCUUCCUCUUCCGCAUUUGCCUGGGAUGCCUGCUGUCCUUUGGGGUGCUCUUCCGCAGAUUCCGAUGGUGUUCCCCAUCUUCGUGCCGACAACAGGGUGGCCGUUCCUUGGCGACAAGCGGGAAGAACAGCAGGAUGAUGAGGAAGUGAGGGAUGCUGCUCAUCCAGCUGCAAGGGCUGCACAGGAACUUAAGGCAACUUGGGAGAAAUGGAUGACGCUUGCUAUUGCCACUGCGACACUUCGUCCAGUGCCUGUUGAGGAAGCGCCUCCAAUGUAUACGCCACGGGAGACGCACGAGGAACAGCCGGAGGAGCCUGUGGCUAGUACCUCGCGCGUUGAGGAGCCCUCUGCUUUGGACGACGAGGCACCCGCACGUCUUGCAAGCCCAGGCAGGCGCGUUGGUUACGCUACAGCUACAGCUUCUGUGCCAGCUCAAGAAGUGGAGUCGUAUGGUUAUAGGCCUGCGAAUGAUGCGCUGAAAGCGCAGCAUGGGCGCGACCGGAUGCUCGUCCUGUUCUGGCUUCCUAUUUUGCUGAUCUCUCUUUUGUGGGCUCUGAACCACAGCGUUCGUUUCGCUCUCCACGCUUUCAAGACCACAUUUUCUCUGAACACCGGUAUCCGUGCAUGAAUAUCCUAGAACUAACAUAUGCGCACCCCUCUUAGGCAGUGAAGAAAAUUGCAUCAGACCGAAAUCGUCGAGGACCACUUUUGUACAGUAUACAAUC